UUAUGAUAUAAUAUUAUAAGUUAUAACAACAAAGUUAAUUAUUAUUAAGCCAUUAAGGGCAAUAAGGCGUUCGUGACUGCGAGAAAGUAUACCAGUAUUCCAGUUGAUUAUUGACUUUCGUGACGACUAGUGCUGUAUUCACAUACACCAUGAAUAUUAUUCCGAGGUUUGGAAAGAAUGUUAAAUUUGGAUUGUUCAACUUGACUAAAAAGUAUACUACCCCAAGUACUACUCCAUCAAAUCCCCCGCCUACAAAUCCAAGUGUAACACCUUCAUUCAAUUCAAAUAUCAAGUAUCCACUAACAAAUACAAGAAAAAUCUUGUGUGUCUGGGCUAAACGAUAUCCGUCACUAAAAGAUGUUCCAGAUCAUGUCACACCUGAAGUAUGGAACAAAGUGCGUUCUAUUGUACGAAUCAAAGUGGCUAACUAUACAAUGUUCUUUAUAAUAUUGGGCUGUAUUGCAAUGAUUAUUACUGGCAAGAGAGCGCGUGACCGUGGUGAGACAAUAAUGCAAAGAAAUUUGGAUUGGCAUCAAAAGUACUCUGAAGGAAAAGAAGAUAUAAAAAAUAUUGGUGUGUUUGGAAAAUAAAUAGUUUUAGAAAUAUUAAUAUUAUUUAAUUGUUGUACAAUGUUUUAUUAUUAUUGAUAGAUAGGUUCAAGUCCAUUUUAUAAAAAAAUGUAUAGUUGUUAGUUGUUUCUUUUUUAUGUGUUUGUCAAAUUAAUAAAAUCAUAAAUAUAUUUUUUUGAUUAUAAUUAAGAUAAUUACUAAUUUAUCUACCUAUACAAUGAGAAAUAUAAUAUUUACUUUUA
Aphis gossypii (cotton aphid) is the source of this 811-nucleotide messenger RNA. Its product is annotated as UPF0389 protein CG9231. Lineage: Eukaryota; Metazoa; Arthropoda; Insecta; Hemiptera; Aphididae. The record is from RefSeq and is a predicted model, not a curated record. The transcript is spliced from 3 exons. The coding region runs from base 150 to 590 and encodes 146 amino acids.